This is a messenger RNA of Clunio marinus, 1355 nucleotides long. The record is from the annotation of a GenBank genome assembly. Lineage: Eukaryota; Metazoa; Arthropoda; Insecta; Diptera; Chironomidae.
UUGCAAUAAAAGUCGAAGGAAACGAUAAGAAAGUCCAUUAAAAAUAAUAAAAUGAUUGUUCCGGGGGAAGUUUUUCUUCUUUUUCACAAUUACGAGUAAGCAUUGAGGCUUACUUUGAGGGAGAAUUGUAUUAAUUUGUGGCUUUAAAUUAUUUUAGCUGUCUCAAAUAUUAAGCAAUUGUUUUCCGUUUUAUAGGCGAUUUAAAUUAAUUUACAGUCAGUUUUAUUCUGUGUUUAGCGUUUACAUUAAAAUUCUGUUCAGAGAAGGCAAGAAAUAAGAUAAAUCUGUCCCACUUCCAUGCUUUUAACAUUUAAAUCAAAAUAGAUUUUUCUGACACAAGGGUUCAUUUCUAAAACUUAGUCUUCUAUCAUGAGAUAAAUGCUUAACUAUAAACUCUGUUUGGUAAGUGUUGUUGUUUUAAGUUACAAACACAUUUUAUUUUGCACCAAAUAAAAGAAUAACUUCAGAAAUCAUUUAUUCACAUUAUUUGCUUUAUUAUUUCAUUGAAUUUCUCGAAAAUCCAUUGCAUGUGCUAAGUUAAUCAUUGCAUAUGAGAACUAAAUUGCAUUUUUGAUUUAUGGGUUUAUUGAUUAAGAUUUUACUUCACCGGACAAGUAAUAUUGACGGUUUUUAUCCUUUCAUCUUUCUUUUCGUAUUUUCUCAAUUGAUAUAUUAAAAAACUACCAGGGACCACCGGGAUUGGAUGGAAUGAAAGGUGCCCAAGGCGAAACAGGAAUGAAAGGGGAAAGAGGCGAUCCAGGCUUACCAGGUACUGAUGGGAUACCAGGACAAGAAGGACCUCGAGGUGAAAAGGGUGGCAAAGGCGAAGCAGGCCCAUCUGGAAAACGUGGUCGAAAAGGUGACCGAGGCGAAAAAGGUGAACAAGGAGUUCCAGGAUUAGAUGCACCAUGUCCAUUAGGUUCUGAUGGUUUACCGCUCCCUGGUUGCGGUUGGAGACCACCAAAAGAACCUGUUAUUCACACACCACCGCACAAAGACUAUUUGCCUGAUAUAACUCAAACAGAGAAUGAGAGUGAUUAUCGAGAGGAAGAUGAAGGUCCCGGUGGGCCGGAAGAUUACGAAGACGAUUAUCAUGAAAAUGGAAUGCAAGACAGGAAAAAAUAAACAUCACAAUGAAAGUUAUUUUGGUACAAUGGAAGAAGAUUUUAAGAAUAAUUCUGAGCUAUAUUUUUGUCGCUGACAAAAAAUGAAUUGAAUUUAUGAAGUAGAUUUUUUAUUACUUUUUCUAAAUAUAACAAGAGAAGAGAAAUUUUAUUACCCGAAUUCGCAUUAAAUUUAAAAGCGUUCUAUUCAUACUUUCUCAUGUUUUCUCUUUAUACAUUCAAAUGGCUUGU